GUUAGUCACACCAGUAACAUGACACGCUCAGCUGUGAACAAGCCAGAGAUCUCUCAGGGCACAAACCAUUGUGGCUCCCAAGUCAUCAUAAAAGCAGUUCUUCUCUCCAAGGACAGAGCAGAAGACAGAGAUGGGAAAGCAAAAUUCUUUCAAUGUCUGGAUAAGUACAUUCCAGCAACUGCAAGAAAAGGAGCUGAGGAAGGAUUAUGGUCAUGUCUGGAGUCUAACCUUUCAAUAUAAUCUAGGGGACAAACUGACACCUGAACAGAAGAAAGAUGGUUGGAAAAUAUUAAAAAUGAAUUCAUCUGGGAGUUUUUUCUGCUCAAAGUGUUCCAGUGUAUGGGAAUCCAGCUUUUGCCCUUUUGUUUUCCAUUACUGGCUCAUGAAGUCUAAGAGAGGCUUAGUACAGCUAAAUAUCUGCAGAGAGCAGUGCCAGAUAUGUAAGAACCCUAAUAUGAUAAAACUAACUAUACAGGAAGACACAAUGCUGGAGUUCCUGUUAACACUAAUCAAGGAAAUUAGGAAAAACUUUUACACAGAGGAGGAGACACUAACGACUAAAAACACAAACAAUGGAGCUAUUAUCUGCUCCUCACCUCAGCCAACAGAGAAGGAAAGGAAAACACCCAGCAAUGUCUGGAUGAGCACAUUCCAGAAUUUACAAGAAAAAGAGCUACAGAAGAAUUACGGCUGUGUCUGGAAUUUAAACUUUCAGUAUGAUCUAGUGGACAAACUAACACCUGAACAACAGAAAGACGGCUGGAAAAUAUUAAAAAUUAAUUCAUUUGGCAGAUAUGUCUGCUCAUUGUGUUCUAAUAUCUGGAAAUCUGGCCUUAUCCAACUUCUUUUUCACUAUCGUUCUGUAAAUUCUAAGAGGGGCUUGGUGUUAUUACUAUUACAGUGUCCACAAUGUAAAAGCACUAAUAUGGAAAAGACAACCCUAGAAGAAGACAAAAUACAUGAUUUUCUAAUGAGUCUAAUUACAACAAUUAGGAAACAAUGUUACAAUAACAACAUCCAGCCCACAACUUUAAAGACACCAAAAUGCAAAGCUGUUCCAUCAUUGCCACCAAAAGAGAAGGAAGGAGAAAAAAACAUCAAUGUCUGGAUAAGCACAUUCCAACAUUUACAGGAAAAGGAGCUGCGGAAGAAUUACAACUGUGUCUGGAAUAUAAACUUUCAGUAUGAUCUAGUGGACAAACUAACACCUGAACAACAGAAAAACGAUUGGAAAAUAUUAAAAAUGAAUUCAUUUGGCAGAUAUGUCUGCUCAUUAUGUUCUAAUAUCUGGAAAUCUGGCCUUAUCCAACUUCUUUUUCACUAUCGUUCUGUAAAUUCUAAGAGGGGCUUGGUGCUAUUACAAAUCUGCAGGGAGCAGUGCCCACAAUGUAAAAGCACUAAUAUGGAAAAGCCAACUCUAGAAGAAGACAAAAUACAUGAGAUACUAAUGAGUCUAAUUACGGCAAUUAGGAAAAAAUGUUGCAAAAACAACAUUCAGCCAACAACUUUAAAGCCACCAAAAUCCAAAGCUGUUCCAUCAUUACCACCAAAAGGUAAAGGAAAACAAAAAUCCCAAAAUGUCUGGAUGAAAACCUUUCAUUUUCUGCAGGAAAAGGAGCUUGGGGCAGAUUAUGGUAAUGUUUGGAGUUUGAAUUUUAAGUAUGUAUCUAAUGGGAAAGCUGACUCCCUGAGCAGAAGAGUGAAGGAUCAUGGAUCUUUACGCAGAAUUCAUUUGGCAGUUUUAUCUGCUCAAAUUGCUCCAAUAAAUGGAAAUCUGGUUUGAUCACCCUUAUCUUUCAAUUUUGCUUGAAGUCUAAAAAGGGGCUUGGUACUAUUAAGGAUAUUUAGACAGCAGUGCCGAAGAUGUAAAUACCCUAAUUUAGAGAAACCAACUAUAGAAGAAAAUGAAGUAAAAGACAGUCUGAUGAGACUUAUCAUAAAAAUUAGAAAAGACUGCUACAAUGAGAAGAUAGAGAAGACAUCAAACCCACAAACAAGAGGUUCUGCUAUUACCAAAACCACAUGAAAGUAAUCGGUGUGAAAGCCCUGCUUAUUUGGGAUGUGUCCCAAAUCUCAACGAUAAUCUCAAGCUAUCAUGGAUUUUGUGACACAAGGACAUGAAAGAAAACACAACAAAAUAACCCCUAAUGCUUCUUGAUAAUAGCAUCUGAUUUACAGGUUUCAGUCAUGAAGAACUUAGUAUCAGUUUAUGUAUCAUAUUGCAUCAGCAUAAAAGAUUGUUUGUAAAUAUCCAAUCAAAUAAAGAUUCUCUGCUGUACAA
Messenger RNA from Bombina bombina (fire-bellied toad), 2281 nucleotides. RefSeq lists its product as uncharacterized. The record is from RefSeq and is a predicted model, not a curated record. Bases 131 to 1783 code for a protein of 550 amino acids. The transcript is spliced from 9 exons. Gene Ontology annotation, biological process: protein targeting to membrane; protein insertion into membrane. NCBI's taxonomy places the organism in Eukaryota, Metazoa, Chordata, Amphibia, Anura, Bombinatoridae. Gene Ontology annotation, molecular function: olfactory receptor binding.